Messenger RNA from Dictyostelium discoideum AX4, 1452 nucleotides. RefSeq lists its product as hypothetical. Bases 1 to 1452 code for a protein of 483 amino acids. NCBI's taxonomy places the organism in Eukaryota, Evosea, Eumycetozoa, Dictyosteliales, Dictyosteliaceae. The transcript has 2 exons. Gene Ontology annotation, molecular function: transferase activity, transferring phosphorus-containing groups. The record is from RefSeq and is a predicted model, not a curated record.
AUGUUAUUAAAAAGAGUAGAUACUUUGACAAUAACAUUAAUACUGAUAAUUCUUUUUUUUAUUUAUCAACCUUUAUUUUUUGGUCAUGUUAAAAAUAGUAUUAAUAAUAAUAAUAAUAAUAAUAAUAAUAAUAAUAAUAAUAAAAAUAAUAAUAAUAAUAAAAAUAAUAAUUAUUAUUAUUAUAAUUAUAAUAUAAAAAAUAAUAAUAAAAAUAAUAAAAAUAAAAAUAAUAAUAAAAAUAAAAAUAGUAAUAAUAAUAAUAAUAAUAAUAAUGACGGUAAUGAAGCAGGAUUACCCAAUUUAGAAUUGAAUAGUAUAAUUAAUGAAGAAAUAAUUUAUGAUGAUUUUAAAUCAAUACCAAUAGAAUUGAAUGAAAAUGAAAAGAUAGUAAAGGAUAUUGUAAUGUCUAGAGAGUGUGAAUAUGUCGAUUUAGUAUAUACAUGGGUAAAUGGUUCAGACCCAAAACAUUUUGCAACAAAACAAAAAUUAAAAAAUAAAAGUCAAAUAGUACCCGCUUCAUCUUUUAGAGAUAUUGGUACUUUAAAAUAUUCUUUAAGAAGUGUUAGACAAUAUGCUCCUUGGAUAAAGAAUAUUUAUAUAAUUACAGCUGACCAAAAACCUGAUUGGUUCGACUCUGAAAAUCCUGAUAAUGUUAGAUUUAUUUCUCAUAGGGAUUAUUUUCACAAUAAGUCAGAUUUACCAACAUUUAAUUCAAAUGCGAUUGAAGCAAAUUUUUGGAAUUUACCAGUACAAGUUUCAAAUUGUUUUUUAUAUUUAAAUGAUGAUAUUUAUUUUAGUAGACCAGUAAAUCAGAGUGAUUAUUUUGAUGAAAAUUUUAAUCAAGUUGUUUUUACAACACAAGAUGAAUUGUGGACAAAAUCAGAAAAUCUUAACAAAUUUGAUCAAUAUAGUAAAGCGAUACUAUUCACAAAUAGAGCAUUAGCAUCAGUUUGGCAAGAGAUUGUGAUAAGGAAAUUCCCAGCUCAUGGAGUUCAGAUUUUUAAUAGAAAGAUAUGGUAUAAAAUUCAAGAAGAAUUUGGUACAGCUUUAGAGAUAACAUCAUCAAAUAAAUUUAGAAGUAUUUUAGAUUUUCAAAUUGGGCAUUUAUAUAAUCAAGUUGCCAUGAAACAUUCAAAUUGUACAAUCAAGAAUGACUCUGAUGUAUUGUAUAUUUUAUUAAAUGUAGACAAAUACGAUCAACAGUUAUCAUUGGUGAAUUCAUCUAGAAAUCAAAUGAAUACAGUAUGUUUAAAUGAUGGUUUAGAUUUUUUUAAUAAUGAUCUUCAAAAGAAAUUUGAUAAUACAUUUAAUUAUUUAUUUCCAAAUCCAUCACCUUUUGAAAUCAAACCAUUACCAUUUCAAAAAAAUUUCAUUUUUGCUAUUAUUUUUGUAUUAUUACUAUUAUUAAUUUUAAAAGUUUUAAUAACAAAAAAGAAAAUAUUUAUUUAUUAA